CAGCGCGUAUGUAGGUACAAAUUGCGUAUAGAUGAAGAUAAAUAAAUAGGUACCUACCCACAGAUACCCGUACCACGAAGAAAAUUUGCUACGCAGAGCCGCUUGCCCUCCGUACCAAGUGCAAAGCCCGGAUAGACGACUGCUGGUUUUAGCGAUGAAGUUCCUCGCAGCAGUACAGCUGCUCGCAGCGGUUGUCGAGGCUGCAUUCACGUGGCAGAAUGUGAAGAUCGGCGGCGGCGGCGGUUUCGUCCCUGGUAUCGUCUUCCACCCGACAGCCAAGGGCGUCGCAUACGCCCGCACGGAUAUCGGUGGUCUAUAUCGACUUAAUAAUGACGAUUCGUGGACCGCUGUUACGGACGGCAUCACGGACCAUGAUAAUUGGCAUAAUUGGGGCGUCGACGCGCUUGCUCUGGAUCCGCAGGACGAGAAUGUGGUAUACGCUGCGGUUGGCAUGUAUACAAACGACUGGGACCCGAAACCUGGCUCUAUAAUCCGUAGUAGCGAUAAAGGGGCUACAUGGAAGGCGACUAACCUUUCUUUCAAGGUCGGUGGAAAUAUGCCUGGCCGGGGAAUGGGCGAGCGUCUUGCCGUCGACCCGGCCAACUCCAAGAUCUUGUACUUUGGAGCCCGCAGCGGUAAUGGGUUGUGGAAGAGUACAGACGGCGGUGAGACAUUUACCAAAGUGUCCUCGUUUACAGCCGCAGGGACAUUUAUUCCUGACCCUAAUGAUGUCGGUGGGUACAAUGGGGACAAGCAAGGGCUAGCAUUUGUGACGUUUGACUCUACGAGCGACACAACUGGCGGUGCUACUAAGAGAAUCUUCGUCGGUACGGCGGAUAACACUACCGCAAGCGUCUAUGUCUCCGAGGAUGCGGGUACCACGUGGAACCCGGUAAAGGGGCAGCCGGGCACCUAUUUCCCCCACAAGUGCGUCCUUCAACCGAAAGAGAAGGCGCUGUAUCUCACAUACAGCGAUGGCACAGGCCCAUAUGAUGGGACCCUAGGUGCGGUAUAUCGAUACGACAUCUCUGCGGGUACGUGGAAAGACAUCACACCGGUGUCUGGCGGCGAUCUGUAUUUUGGCUUUGGCGGGCUCGGCGUAGACAUGCAGAAACCUGGAACGAUUGUCGUGGCGAGCUUGAACUCGUGGUACCCGGACGCGCAGAUAUUUAGAUCGACCGACUCGGGAGCCACCUGGUCUAAGAUCUGGGCUUGGGCCAACUACCCGGACAUGAACCUUUACUACGGACUCACAACUUCCAAAGCCCCAUGGAUUAAGACGGGGUUCAUUGACACGGAUACAAAGGAUCUUGGAUGGAUGAUAGAAGCAUUGGUUAUUAACCCCCUCGACAGCGACCACUGGCUGUAUUCUACCGGGUUGACGGUAUUCGGCGGCCACGAUCUGACAAAAUGGGACACAGCCCACAACGUCUCAAUCCAGUCGCUCGCCGACGGCAUAGAGGAAUUCGCCGUUCAGGACCUCGCUUCGCCACCUGGAGGAAGCGAGUUACUGGCAGCUGUGGGCGAUGAUAGCGGGUUUACGUUCAAAGACACAGCCAGCCUAAAGACCUCCCCGAAGACGCCCUGGAUGAAUCCCAUCUGGUCGACGUCUUCAAGUGUAGACUACGCCGGAUCAUCGGUGAAGAAUAUCGUUCGUAUUGGCAACUCGGCCGGAUCACAACAGGUUGCGGUAUCAAGCGAUGGUGGAGAGAGUUGGAACGUGUAUUCUGGCGCAGACAAUAAUAUGAACGGCGGCACAGUGGCUUAUUCUGCCAAGGCGGACACGGUGCUUUGGUCGACAUCGACGAACGGCGUGCAGCGUUCCCAGAAUCAAGGCACCUUUUCAGCAGUCUCUAGUCUCCCCUCGGGCGCCGUCAUCGCGUCGGACAAGCAGAACAAUGCCGUUUUCUACGGCGGUUCUGCAGCCAGUUUCUAUGUUAGCACUGAUACCGGGACGUCGUUUGCGAAAGCUGAGUCUUUGGGCAGCGCCACUGCAGUCCGUGACAUCGCGGCCCAUCCGACCAAAGCCGGUGAUGUUUGGGUAUCAACCGAUGUAGGUGUUUUCCACUCGACAAACUAUGGCUCUUCCUUUACACAGGUCUCCACGAACCUUAAGAAUACUUAUCAAAUCGCGCUCGGGCUCGGUUCAGGCACGACCUGGAAUGUAUACGCGUUUGGUACAGGUUCUGCCGGAGCCAAGUUGUAUGGGAGUGCAGAUGAUGGGGCUUCUUGGACUGACAUUCAGGGCAGUCAAGGAUUUGGUUCCAUUGAUAGCUGUAAACUUGCUGGCAGUGGAAAUACGGCGGGACAGGUCUAUGUUGGAACGAAUGGACGAGGAGUUUUGUAUGCCUCCGGGACAAUUCAAAAGCGUUCAACGAUGUUUAACGCGUAGUCUUCCUUUUUGUUGUAAUGCAACUAGGAUCAACUCCGUUUCCCCAAUUCAUGACAG
Molecule: messenger RNA, 2449 nt
Organism: Daldinia decipiens
Lineage: Eukaryota; Fungi; Ascomycota; Sordariomycetes; Xylariales; Hypoxylaceae
Product: glycoside hydrolase family 74 protein
Exons: 3
Coding region: 155-2392 (745 amino acids)
Biological process (GO): xyloglucan metabolic process
Molecular function (GO): protein binding
Source: RefSeq, a predicted model, not a curated record